Aphis gossypii (cotton aphid) is the source of this 3794-nucleotide messenger RNA. RefSeq lists its product as uncharacterized. The record is from RefSeq and is a predicted model, not a curated record. NCBI's taxonomy places the organism in Eukaryota, Metazoa, Arthropoda, Insecta, Hemiptera, Aphididae. Gene Ontology annotation, cellular component: membrane. The transcript has 5 exons. Gene Ontology annotation, biological process: sensory perception of taste. Bases 2525 to 3382 code for a protein of 285 amino acids.
AAAUAUAAUAUAAUAUAUUAUAUUAUAUAGGUAUAUAUUAUAUAUAUAUAUGAGUAUAUGACUAUAUAAUAAUAUAUAUAUUAUAUAUAUAGUAUAUACUAAUAUUUCUUAUUUUUUUUAUAUAAUUUCCAUUCAAAAUAAAACAAAAUUUUCUUAAAAAGAAUUAUAUUUUUAUCGUUGUAAUUUAUUAAAUAUUUUGUGGAGUAUUUCAAUAAAUCAAAAUCAAAAUUCUGAUGAGUAGUUUAGGUAAACAGAGUAAUAGACCAAUAUUACAAGUUAGCUCCUGCCUUUAAGUGCCUUAAUACUUUUAUUAAAAAUAUCCAUCUUCCAUUCAACUAUGACUUUGAAAAAUAACUGUUUUCAUAAUUUUAGAUUUUAUAAAUCAUAAGUUGACUAAUUGUUAUAAAUAAUACCUAUAUCUUUGGGUAAUUAAUAUUUAUCAUUUACAAAAAAAUAUUUUACCAUCUAAAAUUAAAAUACUUACAAUGAAAGUUAAUAAAACUGAACAUUAUUAAGUUGCUAAAGACAUCCCCAGUAAUAAUUUAAUAAUUUAAUAUGUAGGUAAUCACUGAUCACUAAUAAAUGAGUAUAAUAAAUGAUAGUUCUAUAGAAUAUUGAUCAAUACCGAUAACUGUAUGAAAAAGUAGGAAUUAUCUGGAUUAGUUUCAUUCCUACACUUAAUUUCAGCACUCACUGCUCACUAAUUGGAUGUCAUAAUAUGUAAAUGAGAAAAAAAAAUAAAGUACUUAUUUAUUAAGAUAAGCAGAUGUCAUGAAUUCAUGUGGUUCUAAUAUAAAAGAAAAAUAUAAGAAUUGUGCUUAUCUAUAGUUUUGAUAGAAGUAGAUAGGUAUUGGUACCAACACUAUUAUAUAGAUUAAAUACAGUAUUUAUUGUAAGAAAAUUAAUUAACCAUUAUUAGUUAUUAUUGAAUUAUAUCAAAUAAUAGCUAAAUAUAAAACGAAAUUUGAGAAAAAAUUUAUCUACCUAUUAUAAACAAAACAAAUAUCGUGAUUUGAAUACAAAACAUUUUAUCGCGGAAGUUUUUGCCAAUAAUAAGACUAAAUUAUUUUAAACAAUUAAUAGUAGUAUACAGAAAGUUUAUUACAUCAAUUCAAAAUAAAUUUAAUAUUUUCAUCCAUUUCGACCAAUGUAAGUACAUCGUUAAAUAUAUUUCUUGAAAAAUUAAAUAUAAAACCAAUAUUUAUAGCAACAAAAACAAUUCGUAGAAUAAAAAGUUGACACAUGUUCAUUAAGCAUGUACAAAUUAUGUUUGAAUAAAUUAUAAAUCCAAUCAUAAUAUCUACUAAAUUACGAAAAGGCGUGAAGCCGUGAACAUUUUAAUGUUUGUUACUUUAAACAAUCAAUAUUAAUAUAUUAUACUAAAGAAAAUGAAACAAUGAACUCAAUAUGCUACUCAGUGGUAAAAAAUACAAUAUUAUUGAAAUGACGUCUGUUUUCAAAACAUCACUUGAGCCUAUUUUAACUUUAGGCAAGAUUUUUGGUUUGAUUAACAUUUCUUAUACAUUAGAACCCGCUGGAUUAUUAAUUUGGAAUAUACACUCAACAUAUUAUUACUCACUUCUUGAAUAUACACGGAUGAUUGUCUUGUUAUUAUUUACAUAUUUGGUUUAUAUCGAUGAGUUAUAUUAUAUCGUACAUUACCGUUUGGUUAAAUUUUGGAUUACUAUUAUUGCAGCAAGAUCAUCAGAAAUAUGGACAAUAAAGUAAGAAUGAUAAAUAAUUAUACAUUAAUCAUUUUAAAUUUUUAAAACAUUUCCGAGGAUAAAAAUAUAAUACAAUAUGCAUACUGGAAAUAAAAUAAUUUUUAAUGAGAUCAUUAUUCAGCUAAAUUAUAGAUAGACAUCGGAGGGGUAGGAAUUAGAUCCCAAUAACGUAAAUAAUCUUGCUACCAAAUGAAAUCACAUGUAUUUUAAAUAGGAAAACCCAUUAUGGAUCGUUUUUAUAGUAAUCGAAUCGUAGGCUGCAACUUUGAACCAAGAUAGCUCCCCCAACAAAAAAUGUCGACCGAAUAUUCUAGAAUAUCAGCUAAUUAACUAUUAAGUAUAGUUAAUAGAAAUGGCAUAAAAAAGUUGACAUUGAAUUUUUCAUUAAAAAACGCAAUUAUUUAGAUUUACUAUAUUCCAAGUCAAUUUUGGUAAUUUUUGAAUAAGUAAUAAUAAUUUUACAUUUUUUUGUUUAUUUUAUGUCAUUUAUCACUUUUAUGUUAGGGUAACCAAAACUUUAACAUAAUCUUUUAGUCAUUAGUGUAUAUAAAAAUAUAAAUAAACUUGGUUAUAUUUAUGAUUAAUAAUUCGACGGUGCAUUAUAUAAUAAAAAAUAUUAUAUGAUACAAUUAUUGUUAUAUAGUUAAGAAGUAUGUAUAUUAUAUGAAAUAUAUAGGUAUUAUUAUUUUUAGGUUAAAACAAAUUUCCUUUAAUUAUUGUGUAAUAUAAAUAUUUUUUUAAGAUUGAUUAAUGGCAUUAUACAAUUUGAUCAAAAAGUGGAUUUACUUUCACCAGCAUUUAUGGUUCACCAAAAUUCGAUCAGUAAAAAGAAAUGGAACAUCGUAUUGGCUGUAUUAUUUUUAUACUUCAUUGGAUAUGAAGUAUAUGACAUUUACUUAUGGCCACCUGCCACAUUUGAUUUUAACACCUUCCUCAUAUUUUUUUUCGGAAUGCCUUACAUUUUAGACUAUGUGGUUAUUAUAACCGUAUAUUUUUAUCUCAGUAACAUCGCAUGUAGAUUUCAAACAUUAAACGAUUUCUGGAAGUGCCUUCCUCUUGGAUUAGUUUCCGUUCCAGGUGAAUGGACGUAUUCAGAAUUAGCCAUGUUAAUGGAGAGCAUUAGGUUGUUACACGCUGAACUAUCUCAAUUAUUCAAGAUAUUCAGUUGCAGUUAUGGUACACUGUUGUUAGUUUUUUUUGUUUGCUGCAUUAUCGAUAUUAUAUAUUUAAUUUAUUUGAUGAUCGAACUUGAAAAUGUGAUAAAACAUGUACCAUUACACAUGUUAAAUAUUCAAAUAGUUAUUUUUUUGAUGUCCGUCAUUCUUGCUGCCUCGUCAAUAAAUGAAAAGAAAAUAAAAAUAGUAUCAUAUUUACGGUUGAUUCCUAUUUCAAAAUUACCAGUUGAAAUAAAAACACAAAUCAAGAUGUUUCUGUAUCAAAUAUCAUUACUGAACUCAGAUGAAAUUACAGCUUUCGGAUUUUUCAAUAUCAAUUUGAAUCUAGUUGUAUCAAUUACCAUGUUACUGAUGGUUGGAUUUUCAACACUUAUACAGAUGAAAGAUCAUCCAAUUAUUCUAGCAAUGGUUAAAAAUACACAAGUCUAUCACAGCAAUUGGGAAAAUGUGUAUGCAAAAAACUACUCAAGACAUGGUUCAUAAUAUCUUUAAAGAUACAAUUUCAUAUUUAUUAAUUAACUAUUACAUUGAUAAUUAUUUAAGUUCCAAUCUAAUUAAAUUUUUAUCUAAGUAAAAAAAAGUGUAGAAGUAUACUUAUACUUGUAAGCACCUGGAGAUCCGACCCUUAAACCUCUACACAACUCAUAAAAUUCGCCCAUUUAUUGGAUUUAUAGUACAUAUUAUUUUAAAUUCAUGUACCAAUUACAUAAUUUUUAUUUUUUUUUAUAUCGUAUUUAUACUGUUAAUUAUAAAUUAUUUAUUAAUCCAUGAAUUAUUAAUAUUACUAUUUUAUAUUUAAUUAUUAUAUAGUAACUUUGCUGUUAAUGUGAAUGUACAAAUAAUAAUAAAAAUAAAAAUAAAUGUCAUUACAUCUACAUAUAAUAAAUAUAAUAUA